CCCGCCCCAGCCAUGUACGCCAAAGGCAAGGGGUCCACCGUGCCCUCCGACGGACAGGCUCGGGAGAAGUUGGCGUUGUACGUGUACGAAUAUCUCCUUCACAUUGGAGCUCAGAAAUCGGCACAGACCUUUCUCUCGGAGAUCCGGUGGGAAAAGAACAUUACGCUGGGCGAACCCCCCGGUUUCCUUCACUCCUGGUGGUGUGUGUUUUGGGAACUGUACUGCGCGGCCCCCGACCGGCGAGCGGUGUGUGAGCACUCGAGUGAGUCCAAGGCCUUCCACGAUUACAGCGCAGCGGCGGCAGCGACGACCAGUCCCGUGAUGGCGAAUAUGCCUGCCGGCGAUGGCAUGCCCACCGGACCGAUGCCCCCGGGUUUCUUCCAGGGACCCCCGGGCUCCCCACAUACCCAGCCUCCACUGCAUAAUCCCAACGCCACCAUGAUGAGUCCACAUAACCAGCCGUUUAUGUCUUUGCGUUUCCCCGGAGGUCUCCGUCCUCCACUCCGAAUGCCAAGUCAGCCCCCCGUGGGUGUGCCUGCCCCACAGCCUCUCCUGCCCAACGUGAUGGACCAGGCAGCCCGGCCACAAGGACAUCCCAACGUAGGCCUGAUGCAGCGCAUGGCCUCACCGCGCGGGAUGAUGGGAGCGGCGCCACAGAAUUACGGCGGGGGGCUGAGACCCCCUCCGGGCUCCCUGCCUGGUCCCGGCAUGACUGCCAUGAACAUAGGGCCGGGAAUGCGCGGCCCCUGGCCGAAUAUUCACACAAACCCGGUAUCCUAUUCCUCGUCCUCUCCCGGCAGCUACGGGCAGGGCCCCCCUGGAACCCCCGUCAUGGCCAGCCCGGGAGACUCCACCAACUCUAGUGAAAACAUGUACGUGAUGAACUCCGUCGGGCCUCCCGGGAGCCGGCCCAGUUUCUCCAUGGGACCCAGUCCAGAAGGCCCGAUGGCCGGGAUGAACGCCAUGCAAGCCCAUCACAUGAACGGAUCCGUAGGUCCGGGCGAAAUGGACGGGAUGCCCAAGAGUUCUCCGAGUAGCAUAGCGGCCAUGACCAACCCGCCGGGCACCCCUCACGACGAUGGCGGUGAGAUCGGCCCCAGCUUCUUAAACCCCUUCCAAAGCGAGAGCUAUUCGCCCAGCAUGACAAUGAGCGUGUGACGCGGCCCGGAUGCCCACCCCGGCGGAGCCAGGCUGACGCCCCCAAGGGGUCUUAACCCCCCCCCUAUUUAAUAAACUGCCCCUCUUGGCUACUUGCCCCAGCCCUCCUUCAAACUGAACUGCCCCCCGCCCAUCCGGUGAAUCUCCCUGUAACGGUACUCAGCAAAACUGUCAGGACUUGAAUGGUUGGCUCUGGCUUUGGGCCCAGCGGGGCAGGCCUGGUUUGAAUCGGAUGCUCCUGAAGGGCGGGUCGCUGUGCCCCCUUUUGUCUACGUGGGUGCCUUGGGCAUGCAGGACCGCCUCCCACACGAGCUCUUUGGACUUUUGCUCAGCCUGUUGGAAGAGCAGCUGGGCUGGUUGGGGUGCUCUGCACGUAUUCCCCCCACUCGAGUGGUGGCAGUAGUGGGAUCAAGUAGUGCGGUUUCAGGUGCUGAUGCUGAAAGGGGCUUUGAUUCAGUGGUGGAGGGGUGGGAGAGGAAAUUGGCCCCUUUUGGGGGGAGAAUGGUCACUAAGUGGGGAGGCAGCGGUGGGACUGAAUUGGAGGUGGAACCAGCUGUGAUUGAAGUGGACGUGGUGGGAUGUGGACUGGAGGGGUCUACCCUGUCUGUUAGUGGGCUGAUUGGAGCCAGGGUGUGUGUGCUACCCUGUCCGCAUAGCCAAUGUCUUGUUCCUGGAUAGGUUGUCAGGCCUGGAGGAAUCCACCACGAGUCUCAUUCCUACCCAGGUCUUGUUUGAUAUAAGCAUUCCUGAUUCUGCUAAUACUUGCCGGUUGGGCGCAGCUGCAGAGUGCCGGGCGCUGUACGAAAUGGCUCUGAGAGGCCAAAAAAAAAAAAAAAAAUCCCUCCCCCAUCUCUCAUUCCAUUUUAUUUUGUUAAAACUAAGUGGGUUUCCCCCCCCCAGGUUUUAUUCUUCCCCUUUUAUUUUUUGUAAAGGGUGGGUUUAACACUCUUUCUUGCUUCUUCCUCCCACACCCAGAAAAAGUAGAAAAAGCUGGCUUUGAAGGAAUCCCUAUUGUGACCAGCAGGGGGCACUCCUUAGUUUGAAUUUUUUCUUUCUCUCUCCCCCCCCCAAUCCAGUAUGGUGAUGGAGAACUGAGAUGUAUAUAGUUUAUAUAGAGCAGUCUUCCCCAACUUUGGACUACACCUCCUACCAUCCUCAGUGCUCACGCUGGCUGCGGCUGCUGGGAAUUGUAGUCCAAAACACCUGCGGAGUUUCAGGCUGGCUGAUUGCGAGUUCUGUGAAUUCCUUCUCCAAAGAAACAAAGCAGAAACACACACACACACACACACACACACACACACACACACUUCCCUGAGCCAGAGACUACAAGUCCCAUUAUUCCCUGCCAGCAUAGAAGACACCUCUCAGAUCAUGUCCAGGCUGGUGUGCUGCCUCAGCAGGUACUUUUCAGUGGCCGUUCUCUGUCUCUCUUUACUGUGGCCCACCAACCCAUCGGGCAUGGCCUGUCUCCAAUAUGGCACGUUUUGCGCCCUCAGAUAUUUCUCUUGACCCUUGCCAGUCCCAAAGAUAUUUUUUUUCCAUGCUGCAACACAAAGAGCUGCUAUCGAGUGCCGUCUUUAUUUGGGGACCAAACAGCAGUGCCCGCACUUUGACCUCGUUCUUUGGUUCUGGGGCAAACGACUUUUUUUAAAAAAAAUAAAUAAAUAAAUCUCACUAUUUUGUCUUCCGGGAAAUAAAUGGGUAUUUCAUGGCCAGCCGUACCCAUCGUGACCACCAUUUUAAGAAGGGGCAAGUCUACCCUGCCGUGGCAGCCAUUUUGCGAAAGUGCCUGUGACCCUCGUUCCAAGUUCCAAAUGUGCCCACCAACCCCAAAAAGUGGGAAAUACCCAGCGUAGGCUGAUGUGUUACUGUGCAGGGUCUACAGCCCACCCGCCCCAGUGACAAAAUGCCCUACUGCCGUAUUAGUGCAGUGAUAGGGCUUUGCGUGCCAUCUACAGCCCCUAAAAGACUUGGGAAUAAGUUUACAGUCCCUUAAUUUCCUUGCCUGCGAGAUCUGUGAAUUCCUUCUCCAAAGAAACAAAUGGA
This is a messenger RNA of Elgaria multicarinata webbii, 3204 nucleotides long. RefSeq names its product single stranded DNA binding protein 4 (gene SSBP4). The transcript has 18 exons. Gene Ontology annotation, cellular component: nucleus. Gene Ontology annotation, molecular function: single-stranded DNA binding; protein binding. The record is from RefSeq and is a predicted model, not a curated record. Gene Ontology annotation, biological process: positive regulation of transcription by RNA polymerase II. Lineage: Eukaryota; Metazoa; Chordata; Lepidosauria; Squamata; Anguidae. Bases 13 to 1158 code for a protein of 381 amino acids.